Messenger RNA from Mycena indigotica, 1596 nucleotides. RefSeq lists its product as uncharacterized. The transcript is spliced from 9 exons. The record is from RefSeq and is a predicted model, not a curated record. Lineage: Eukaryota; Fungi; Basidiomycota; Agaricomycetes; Agaricales; Mycenaceae. The coding region runs from base 1 to 1596 and encodes 531 amino acids.
AUGGUAUCCCCUUGCUGGCGGACAUGCGCACAUCAACGACGUUUUGCGCCGAUUCUGAUGGAGUUUCAAGGUCCACGCCGCCGGCAGGCAUACGUCCCUGCCCUACUGGACACUACCAGGACAGUGUUGGACCACUGUCUUGCGCGGGGAAGAACCUUGACGCGCGUCCGCGGCGCUUUUGAUGGCACUCCGGAGGGUCUGCGCUGCCGGGCAGGCAAACGUCCCGCCCUACUUGCAACGCAGCCGGGACAGUGUCUCAGCCGCCGGAGGCCUGCGAACCGCUGGACUAUCAACGCGCCCCCGACAGUGUUGCCCACUGUCGCUGACUGGUGGAAAUGGGGAGUUGGGUGUCUGUCCGCUCGGUUUGAUGGGAGAAUAUAUGGCCUUUGCACGAUUUCAUACCUGCCCGGACUGCCCGAGAAUGAGACCAAUGCCUUGUCUCCCCAAACCAUGCCCGAGACCCCCGCCAGACACGUCCAAACCAGCCCCAAAUCCAUUUUUUUUUCUCCCCUACUAGGUUUACCUCGUGACUUUCUAGAGGUCCCUUUGCUCUCCCCUCAUCUUCCUCCUUUCCGCCUUGCUUCCGCCUCCUGCCCAGUCACUCCUUCAUCUCGCCCACCAAUCAACUCCGUCCUUGUUACCUUCACCCUUGUCUCUUCUGUUCUCACCCAUGGCUGGAUCGGUUCUGUUAGCGUUAACGUGGGCGGCGCCAAGAAGCUCUUCAAAGGCAACGAGCCCACCGAGGAGCUGCCCAACGCUGCCUCCAGUGCCAUCCGCCAACAACCUCCCUUGGCCACCGUCGCUGCCGGUAGCAAGCUCGAUGUGUUCUGGCAGACGCUCACGGGCUCCGGCUUCUGGUUCCAUGAUGUUGGUCCCAUGAUGGCCUAUACUAUGGCGGACUGUGGCGGCAAUUGUGCUCAAUUUGACGCCAGCAAGGCCAAGUGGUUCAAAAUACAAGAACAGGGCAUGGAUGCGAGCGGUAAAUGGGCUCAGGCAAACCUUGACAAUGGCUCUCCAGCGACCGUAACCAUUCCGGCGAACCUCAAGGCGGGCAAUUAUCUCCUCCGACACGAAAUCAUCGCCCUCCACACUGCGCAGUCUCAAGGCGGUGCAGAGUUUUACCCUGGCUGUGUGCAGCUCAGUGUCACUAGCGCAGGCAAGGGUGUGCCAAGCGACAGCGAGACCGUCAAGCUUCCUGGCGCAUACAAACCGACUGACGCUGGGAUUCUCAUUGACGUCUAUAACAUGAAGGGCGCCUACAAAUUUCCAGGCCCAGCCGUGGCCUCUUUCAUUGGUGGUGGAUCUCCGGCCCCAGCACAGGGUGGCUCUGAUGAUAACACUACCGAGAAGCCGUCCUCCCCCGCCACCACAAAGAAGAGCACUUCCCCUCCUGCAAGCUCUACCACCAAGAAAGCUUCGUCUCCGGCUUCCUCUACCACGAGUGUCGCAUCCGCGGUACCGACGAAAUCUGGCUCAGCUUCCUGUCGGGCGAAACGUUCCCACCACCGCCGUCAAGAGGUUGUCGAUGUCCGCGAGGAAGUCCGUCGUUCCCGGGUUCGCCACAUGCAUCGGGCUGGCGUUGCCCGUUCCUUCUGA